Balaenoptera musculus (blue whale) is the source of this 810-nucleotide messenger RNA. RefSeq names its product somatotropin. Gene Ontology annotation, molecular function: growth hormone receptor binding; hormone activity. The transcript is spliced from 5 exons. Gene Ontology annotation, biological process: growth hormone receptor signaling pathway; positive regulation of tyrosine phosphorylation of STAT protein; positive regulation of receptor signaling pathway via JAK-STAT. The record is from RefSeq and is a predicted model, not a curated record. Gene Ontology annotation, cellular component: extracellular region. Bases 60 to 710 code for a protein of 216 amino acids. Lineage: Eukaryota; Metazoa; Chordata; Mammalia; Artiodactyla; Balaenopteridae.
GACCCCAGGACCCAGCUCCCCAGACAGCUCAGGGUCCUGUGGACAGCUCACCAGCUGUGAUGGCUGCAGGCCCUCGGACCUCCAUGCUCCUGGCUUUCGCCCUGCUCUGCCUGCCCUGGACUCAGGAGGUGGGCGCCUUCCCAGCCAUGCCCCUGUCCAGCCUGUUUGCCAACGCUGUGCUCCGGGCCCAGCACCUGCACCAACUGGCGGCUGACACCUACAAAGAGUUUGAGCGCGCCUACAUCCCAGAGGGACAGAGAUACUCCAUCCAGAACGCCCAGGCUGCCUUCUGCUUCUCGGAGACCAUCCCGGCCCCCACAGGCAAGGACGAGGCCCAGCAGAGAUCGGACGUGGAGCUGCUCCGCUUCUCGCUGCUGCUCAUCCAGUCGUGGCUCGGGCCCGUGCAGUUCCUCAGCAGGGUCUUCACCAACAGCCUGGUGUUUGGCACCUCGGACCGCGUCUAUGAGAAGCUGAAGGACCUGGAGGAGGGCAUCCAGGCCCUGAUGCGGGAGCUGGAAGAUGGCAGCCCCCGGGCUGGGCAGAUCCUCAAGCAGACCUACGACAAAUUUGACACAAACAUGCGCAGUGAUGACGCGCUGCUCAAGAACUACGGGCUGCUCUCCUGCUUCAAGAAGGACCUGCACAAGGCUGAGACGUACCUGCGGGUCAUGAAGUGUCGCCGCUUCGUGGAGAGCAGCUGUGCCUUCUAGUUGCCGGGCAUCUCUGUUACCCCUCCCCAGUGCCUCCCCGGACCCUGCAAAGUGCCACUCCAGUGCCCACCGUCCUUUCCAAAUAAAACGAGGUUGCAUC